UAUUUUAAUUAAAAAAACCCGUUUAUUGCAUAGAAGCCCUUCUCCAAAAGCGAAGCCAGGGCCAGAGAUGAAAGCUCAUGGACUCCUGGAGUCUUCUGUCGGCUGCGAAAGCAAAGAACGUGGGAGAGAUAAACGAAAGUCAUCCAUAACGUCGCAUAUCUGCUACUUUGUGGUAGUGGCUCAAUCCACUUCGGAACAACUUCGGCUUAAUCCAAAGCAGGGGACACGAGGUCCGUGUCUUGAUUUCAUGUUUCAUUCUGUUCAUUUUGUUACUACCAUUAUUCCAAUUAAGGGAUGGAGUCAGUAAUAGGUAUUAAGUUGUGGUUAAGAAAAAGGUUGAAUAUCGGAAUCUAAAUAUAGUUGUAUUGAUGUGCGUGGUAGUAAUCAAAUGAACGAUAACACUGAAGAAGCUAAAGAAUCCGGCAGAGGUCCUGAAAAGAUUUAUAGAGAAAAAUGAUUGGUUUUAUGCAAUGGUUGUUGGUUUUCCCUUUUGCUUCACUUCUCUGAGAUCAAGUCGGGUGAUUUGAUGUGGGGAGAUGGAUUUGUAUUUUUGAGAAGUACUGCACAUUGGAUGGAAGUCUAGGCCCAACAACGGUGCUUCUCCAGUUCUCCCCCGUCCAUCAGAAACUCGUAAAGAUGAUCUCACGGGAAAUAUCAUUUUUAGCAACAACUAGAACUUGUUCAGGAGCGAAGAUUACUUCUUCACCCAUACAACAGUGGAUGAUGAUGAGGAUUUUCUUAGGCGGAGUUCCUCCAAUAUGCAAAAACCGGACAGUGGUGACUGGUGAGGAGAGGACAAAGAUAGAAUUCUCACGAGAUAGCGCCGGCGCAUUCUCUUUUGGAAUUGUUGACGUAUUGUGUGGCUUGGACGAUGAUUACGCAGUCUCAUCAAGCCCAGCAGCAGGCUAUAGCAAAAUUAAUCUCCACCCUGACCUCUUUAAUUUCAGUGCUGCUGCUGCAAUGUUACCAGCACCUCAUUCGCCUUUCUGGUCAGAAAACAGUAGCUCACGAGCUAGUAGCAGCAGUAGUAGUAGUCCAAAUGUAGUGCGGUUCGGUUCUAUGAAAAGGCCAUUUGGUAAAAGAAUCAAAUCCCCCAGAAAAGAAAAUAGUGUAUUGGGCAUUGGUUGAAUCUGGGGCUGGGCAUUGGGUUACUCCUACCGCAGAAAGCGUUAAUGGGGGGAAGCAAGAUUUUUCAAACAUGGCUUGAUGCUUGCAAGGUGUUCUCAAGCUGGAGAAGAAACGACAUGGCUUCAUUCAGUUUUCAGUACCCUUCUCUGAAGAAGACAGUUUUUGUGGCCGAGGAGAAGCUGAAUUUAGGGUAUGAGUUUCGUUCUGUUCCUAGUAAUAAUAGAAAGAAUGAAGAGAACCACUACAGAUUCAAAGAGCAUGCAAUGAGCUGGUAAUGAGCAAUGGGCCGUUUUUUUUUUUUUUUGCAGAAACCUACACAACCUGGUAAUGAGCUCCUGGAUCAUGGCUAUAAAAAUUUGGGGCACCAUCUUUGUAUGUAAUAGCAUUAAGCAAAUUUCAAUGUAUCUCUCUUUCCUUGCUCUGAAAGUAUGGUAUAUAUGUAUGGUUUAUUUCUUCUUUCUUUAUUUCUAGCUUUUCACUUAAAUCUCUAUCAUUAUUUCUCAUUUCUGUCUAUGAAGUUCUUUUAGUUUUUUAUUCUUUUCUAGCAUGUU
Molecule: messenger RNA, 1679 nt
Organism: Cuscuta epithymum
Lineage: Eukaryota; Viridiplantae; Streptophyta; Magnoliopsida; Solanales; Convolvulaceae
Source: the annotation of a GenBank genome assembly